Messenger RNA from Didymodactylos carnosus, 1092 nucleotides. The record is from the annotation of a GenBank genome assembly. NCBI's taxonomy places the organism in Eukaryota, Metazoa, Rotifera, Eurotatoria, Philodinida, Philodinidae.
AUGGAAACUUUAUCUUUCACUGACACUGAUGCAACCACAACUCAACAAGAAAUAGAUAAAAAUGGUUAUGAAAUUGAUUAUUCAUCACCUACACCUCGAUUCUCAGUGAAUUCUGCCAUAUCACUUCAAGAAGGUCUCGAAUAUUUGAACGAGAAUGGAUAUGCUGUGUUUAGUGAUGUGUUGACUGAAGAAGAAGUGAAAACAAAUAAAAAUUUAUUCUGGGAUUUUCUUGAACAGGCAGCGCAUAAUCAGAUUGAUAGAGAUAAACACGAUACAUGGGAUAAUCAUUGGCCUGCCCGACCUUUGUCCGGUGUUAUAUCUCAACACGGAAUUGGACAAUCUAAAUUUUUAUGGAAUGUUCGUAAUAAUAGAAAUGUCAAAAAAAUCUUUUCAAAUAUCUGGCAAACAGAUGAAUUGCUCGUAUCAUUCGAUGGUGCAGGUUGUUUUCGUGAUUGGUCUUUUAAUCAGUCUUGGAAAACAGAGGGAGGAUGGAUUCAUGUUGAUCAACAUCCCGUUCGAAAGCCGAAUAAAUGCUGUAUUCAGGGUUUAGUAGCCAUUACCGAUAAUGAUGAAUUUACUGGUGGUCUAGUAGUCUAUCCAAAGUCACAAAAACGUUUCUUAGAACUGACAAAUUUGAUAACACCAACCCAUAGUGGCCGUGAUUUUGUUAAAAUUCCUCCAACUCAUCAAAUUUUGAGACAGUCAGAAUCUUCUGAGCUGAUCAAAUUCAAAUUAGUCAAAUGUAAAGCCGGUGAUUUAGUUGUAUGGGAUAGUCGUGUUAUCCACUGUAAUACACCAGCAAUUAAAUUAUCUUCUGAUAAGACCAAAAAAUGUGAUCUGUUGAGAGCUGUGGCUUAUGUUUCAAUGAGUCCGACAGCAUUUGUUAGCGAAGGUGACGAUUACAAGACACUGGAUAAAUUUAGAAAAUUGAGAAAAGAAGCUGUAAUGAAUAAUACUACGACCAGUCACUGGAGUCAAGAUUUAAUCAUUGCAAGUGAAGCUCCAAAUCUACCUAAAUUUUCGAUGAAAGAUUUAAAUUCAUAUCAACGUUCAUUGAUUAUUGGUACUAAUGUUGCAAAUGAUAAUGAUUAG